AAUCGUGAAAUGGCUCGUACCAAGCAAACCGCUCGUAAAUCAACUGGUGGAAAAGCACCAAGAAAGACCCUGGCAACGAAAGCUGCUCGUAAGAGUGCCCCAGCUACAGGUGGUGUGAAGAAACCUCACAGAUACAGGCCAGGAACUGUCGCCCUUCGAGAAAUCCGUCGUUAUCAGAAAUCCACCGAGCUUCUGAUCCGCAAACUGCCUUUCCAACGGUUGGUUCGUGAGAUUGCUCAAGAUUUCAAGACCGACCUUCGUUUCCAAAGCUCGGCCGUCAUGGCUUUACAAGAAGCAAGCGAAGCUUACCUUGUUGGUCUGUUUGAAGACACGAACUUGUGCGCUAUCCACGCCAAACGAGUCACCAUCAUGCCUAAAGACAUCCAGCUCGCUCGACGAAUCCGUGGCGAACGUGCCUAAAUCAAGUCCUAAAGACAACAAAAA
Messenger RNA from Dendronephthya gigantea, 444 nucleotides. Its product is annotated as histone H3. Lineage: Eukaryota; Metazoa; Cnidaria; Anthozoa; Malacalcyonacea; Nephtheidae. Gene Ontology annotation, cellular component: nucleosome. The transcript has a single exon. The coding region runs from base 10 to 420 and encodes 136 amino acids. Gene Ontology annotation, molecular function: protein heterodimerization activity; DNA binding; structural constituent of chromatin. The record is from RefSeq and is a predicted model, not a curated record.